Molecule: messenger RNA, 1073 nt
Organism: Phialemonium atrogriseum
Lineage: Eukaryota; Fungi; Ascomycota; Sordariomycetes; Cephalothecales; Cephalothecaceae
Product: S-adenosyl-L-methionine-dependent methyltransferase
Exons: 2
Coding region: 1-921 (306 amino acids)
Biological process (GO): tRNA methylation; tRNA wobble uridine modification
Cellular component (GO): cytoplasm; nucleus
Molecular function (GO): tRNA binding; S-adenosylmethionine-dependent methyltransferase activity; tRNA (5-carboxymethyluridine(34)-5-O)-methyltransferase activity
Source: RefSeq, a predicted model, not a curated record
AUGACACCCUCACAGCCCGCAUCCGAAACGGCGGUCAGGGAGCUCUCGAGGCCGCAGCCUAAUGGGGGCCGAAGCCCAGCCGGGCCUGCAGACGCACCACUCUCAGCCUACGAGCGCGAGCACGUACACGGCGUCUACGAGGCCAUCGCGCCGCACUUCUCGGCCACGCGCCACAAGCCCUGGCCGCUGGUGACCGAGUUCCUGCGCUCGCAGGCGCCCGGGUCCGUGGGUCUCGACGUCGGCUGCGGCAACGGCAAGUACCUGACCGCCGUCUGCGGCGGCGAUGGUGGUGGUGGUGGUGGUGCGGGGGAAUUCUUCAUGGUUGGCUCCGACCGCAGCGCCGCGCUGGUGGGGCUGGCUCGGGGGCGGGGAAGGGAGCUGUCGGGGGAUGGAUCGGGGAGCAGGAGCAUGGCGGUGGCGCCCGAGGUUCUCGUCGCGGAUGGGCUGGCGCUGCCGUUUCGGGAGGGGGCGGCCGACUUUGCCAUCUGCGUGGCUGUCAUCCACCACCUGUCGACGAGGGAGAGGAGGCAGGACGGGGUGCGGCAGCUGCUGAGGUGCGUCAGGCCCCGGAGCGGCGGCGGCGGCGGCGGCGGCAGGGUGCUCGUCUACGUCUGGGCCCUGGAGCAGGCCUCCAGCCGCAGGGGGUGGGACGAGGGCGGCGAGCAGGACCUGCUGGUGCCGUGGGUCAUGAAGAAGAACGACCCUCGGAGGGGCGCAGCCGGCGGCGGCAAACCCCUCCGGGAGGGGUCCGCGGCCGUGGUAGACGAUGACCAGCCCGCCGACCAGACAUUCCAGCGGUAUUACCAUCUGUACCGGAAAGGCGAGCUCGAGGAAGACGUCCGAGCUGUUGGCGGCGAAGUCCUCUCUAGUGGGUACGAGAGGGACAACUGGUGGGUGAUAGCUGCGAAUGGUACAUCGUGAGGAUAGCUGGACUACCUCGUGGUCUUUAGUUGAGGGAUAUCAAACCAGUAUGCUUUGUGUGUGUGUGUGUGUGUGUGUGUGUGUGUGUGCAGUAUGCGCGUUUCGAAGCUCGACUUGGUCUAAGUUGGCUCUAUCGUGACAAACAUAAUAAA